AUGGAAAGACAGGAUUUGGAGGCUGAGAUUGGCCGUGAGGCGGUUGCGAGUUGGGGCUGUAGAAGCCAUUCGCAUCUGGCUGGUGGUUUGUCAUUGCCUGGUCUGGUUGAUGCACUCGUCGAUCAUACAUUUGUUGUGAGACAAAGGAACAAGCUCAGAAUUUGCCUCAACGCCCGGACGGUGCCGCUAUCACCUGAGCCAACGUUGAGAAGGAAUUGA
Chondrus crispus (carragheen) is the source of this 219-nucleotide messenger RNA. RefSeq lists its product as hypothetical. Bases 1 to 219 code for a protein of 72 amino acids. NCBI's taxonomy places the organism in Eukaryota, Rhodophyta, Florideophyceae, Gigartinales, Gigartinaceae. The record is from RefSeq and is a predicted model, not a curated record. The transcript has a single exon.